GGAGGAGGAAGGUUCUGGAGAGCUGUGGCGAGCUCUGGAAGGUUCCGCCACCCGCCGUAUAAAUGGGGGGAGGCGGCGGCCGCGGCGGUGGAGUGAAGAGCGCCGCUGACAGCGUCUGAGUGUCGCAGCUGGUCGCCAUGGGCAAGGACUAUUAUCGCACUCUGGGCCUGGCCCGCGGCGCCUCGGACGACGACAUCAAGAAGGCCUACCGCAAGCAGGCGCUGCGCUACCACCCCGACAAGAACAAGGACCCCGGCGCCGAGGAGCGCUUCAAGGAGAUCGCCGAGGCCUACGACGUGCUCAGCGACCCCAAGAAGCGGGAGAUCUUCGACAAGUUCGGCGAGGAAGGACUAAAGGGAGGUGGUCCCAGCAGUGGUGGAUGUGCCAAUGGUGGUAACUCGUUCAGCUACACCUUUCAUGGAGAUCCUCAUGCUAUGUUUGCAGAGUUUUUUGGUGGGAGGAACCCAUUUGAUACCUUUUUUGUACAAAGGAAUGGAGAUGAAGACAUGGAUGUUGAUGACCCUUUCUCCACUUUUCAGAUGGGGGGCUUUAGUAACAUGGGCUUCCCUCGCUCCCGCUCAGGCCAUGAAAGUAUACGCAAAAAACAAGACCCUCCUGUCACUCAUGAUCUGAGGGUUUCCUUGGAGGAGAUAUACACUGGCUGCACCAAGAAAAUGAAAAUCUCUCACAAACGACUCAAUACAGAUGGCAAGACCACACGGAAUGAGGACAAGAUUCUGACCAUUGAAGUCAAACGAGGGUGGAAAGAAGGAACAAAGAUUACUUUUCCCAAAGAGGGAGACCAAACAGCAAACAACAUUCCAGCUGACAUUGUCUUUGUUUUAAAGGACAAGCCACACAAUGUCUUUAAGAGAGAUGGGUCUGAUAUUAUUUUCCCAGCUAAGAUCAGCCUCCGUGAGGCCCUGUGUGGUUGCACAGUGAAUGUGCCGACGCUGGAUGGCAGAACCAUUCCAAUGGUAUUUAAAGAUGUCAUUAAACCUGGGAUAAAGCGGCGAAUCCCUGGAGAGGGCCUCCCAUAUCCCAAGAAUCCAGACCAGCGAGGGGACCUUAUUAUAGAAUUUGAAGUAAAGUUUCCAGACAGAAUUCCACAGGCUUCCAAAAGUGUCCUAGAGCAGAUCCUACCAAUAUAGCAAGGCUGCUCACGGAGAACUGAAAUAAGGACACUUUUCCAAAGCAAAAGGUUUUUGGACCAUAACCAGGACUUCAGGGUUUCUCAUUAGUGGAGGUUGUUGACUUUCACACUAAGUAUUUUCCCCCCCAAGAGUAUCAUCUUCAAAAUUGUGCAUUCACUUUUCAGUGACUCUAGUUCCCAGAUCAUCACUCGAAGUAUUUACAUCAGUGAGCAGCUGCUUGUGGGAGGAAUCUGCAGAACAUCUCAUGGUCAAACCUUUCUUCUGGUGACCAGUUUCCACCCUAGUGCUCAAUGUGCUGCCUUCCCUUAACUGGUUACCCAUAGACUGGGCAUCUGUUUCAUUUCAUCUCGUGCAGACCUGUAGUUCCUCCAUUGGAAAGGGUGAAACAAAAAUCUAAAACUGGACUUGCAAGUAAAACAAUCUCCAACAUCUUGCCUUUGCUGUUGUACUGUGUUGUGUCCCUUGUCACUUCCUACACUGAAGGACUUUCCUACUGGGACACUCUUAAAUGUUCUUAACUAUUUUUAGUUCCUGUAAGUUGUCAAUGUCUUGCUAAGGGUUUUCUUAAGUUUUUCCUUCUGUCAGUUGUAUUAGAAGGAAGGCACCCUUUGUUUGACCUUAAUCUGUGACUCUCUGGAAACAUCAGAAGUCCUAAUGUCUUUCAGAAUGUGAGCCUGAAUGAGUAAGCCCUUAGCCAAUGUAUGAUGAGUUUAAACCUAACUACCAAUGUUAACAAGGUCUGGUCUAGAAAAAAUAUGCAAAGGAAAAUGGAUCUUAAGUAUAAUACUCUGAAUCAUUCCCUCUAUGAAAGUCUUCCCCCUCGUACAGACAUUUUAAGGUCUCUUAGCCUGGUUCCUGGUCAUGGGCUGAACAAAUAGGGGGCAGCCAUUUCUCAUUCCAGGUAUACUGUACCUAAACAGGAUGUUGAGUCUCUUAUUCAUCAUCCUGCAUGCAGGGUCAGUGUCAAGACUUAUGUUAAAGACUUAUUCAGUACACUAAUGGACUCUGGACUUUUUUCAAAGGACUCUGAUCCUCUGAAUUGGUAGCACCACCAGAGAUAUCCUUUUUGAUAAAAAGGGUUUUUGUUCCUGAUACAGGAGCACUGUGGCACUUCCUGUAUAUAUUAUAUAUUUUUUGUAUACAUUUGUGUAAAGUUGAUGUGUGUAAUGCAGUAGAGCAUCUUGUAUUUUACAGGAUUGAGUACAUUGAUAAAGAUUCAUGAGGGGGUUGUGAGAGAACAUGCUCUCUUAAUCCAAUGGGGGAGCAUGAACCUGGAAUGCACUGGAAACUUAACUUGGAAUGUUACUGCCAUGAUAACAGACUGUCAGAGCUGUGUCACAAUUAAAGUCUCCUUAAC
Molecule: messenger RNA, 2511 nt
Organism: Emys orbicularis (European pond turtle)
Lineage: Eukaryota; Metazoa; Chordata; Testudines; Emydidae
Gene: DNAJB1
Product: DnaJ heat shock protein family (Hsp40) member B1
Exons: 3
Coding region: 138-1151 (337 amino acids)
Biological process (GO): negative regulation of transcription by RNA polymerase II
Cellular component (GO): cytosol
Molecular function (GO): Hsp70 protein binding; transcription corepressor activity
Source: RefSeq, a predicted model, not a curated record